GUCACAUGUAAGCUGUUUAAGCAGAUAUCCAGACUUUCAUUCAUACGGAUAAUUUUGUGGUAGUGCGUAGGCGAGCAGACCCACAUGUCCUUGUUACAACUGUACCGCCUCCAGGCUUCCAGCACUUUGUGAGGCUCUUCAUCAGUCUGAUGACAAAGAGACUCUGGAAGAGGCAACUUCAUUCAAACAAUGUGGAAAGUAUGCUUCUGGACCUGUUUUAAAGAGGUGGCUCUUCAGGAGACGGAGAGGAGGAAAUGAGCCAGAACGGUUAUAAAAAAACAAGAGGGCUGACUAACGUGUGUAUCAUAUAUUAUGGAUGUAGGCAAUUUCUACAUUAAUUGCUAUGACAGACAAACGUCUAUCUCAGAUGACUCUUUGGCAAAGAGUCUCCAAGCAAGGAUUGGCUUUUCGUUUUUGACAGGGUUUGUGCACCUACAAGACUUCAGCCAGCAAACCAGAUGGUGCACACCCUGCCUUUUCUGCUCUCCUUGAACGGCUGUUUCUGCAAUUCUGGGCUCAUGAGUCAAGCAGAGGGGUGGGGCUCUGAUGAGGAGGGAGGCGCCAGUGAGAGGGCCACGCCCAUUUCGGCAAUAGCUCCAGAAGCUGAUUCACUUCAUGAACAACCUGCUGUCAUAUCAACAAAUCCAGCCCUGCAGUCCCUGGAACAGCUGUUCUCCAUGGGAAAGAUCACCGGGGAGAAAGUGGCUCGUCUUAGGGCCAGUUUCAACCUCUUACAUGAAACUCUGAGAAGUUCUCAGGAGUCAGAAAUGCAUCUGCUGCAGGAGGCAAAGGCCUUACGUACCACGCUGGAGCAGCAGAAGCAGGAGCUGGAGAAGGCCGAGCUGUUUCCUGAGGGACCGGACACAGAGGUCAGCAGACUGAAACAGACGCUUCUGCAGUACUACAACCAGCUGAAGGAGGAUGAAGAAAGAGAAUACCAGAUGCAGUUCCAGUUUGAGUGUCUGAAAGAGGAGAAGCUCUGUCUUGAGAAAGAAUACGAGGAACAACCUAAACAGGCUGAGCUAGAAAAUAGGUACAUGUCCUUGAAGAACAGUUGUGAGGAGGUGAGGAAAGAGGUGGUUCAGCUUCGACAGGAAGUGAAGACUUUAACUGAGAGUAUGGAGACUCAACAGAAUCAAAUAAAGAAAGAACAACAUGAGCUGGAGAAUUUAAAAGAUCUGGUUGAAAGUAAUGAGGCUGAGCUGGCCCAGGUGCUUCUCAUACCCGUUCAACUGGGAAAGGAGAUCGACAGGGUCGCCCACAAGAAAUCGGAGCUAGAGAGGCAGAUUGCAGUAUUAGAGCAACAUCGUAUGGAACACGUGGAGCAUCAGCAGAGGAUGGAGGCAAAGUGCGAGGUGGUGAAGGAGGCCAAAAGAGAGGUGGUACGAGAACUAGAAGGCCACAAGUCUCAGCAGGUGGCUGCAGAAAACAAACAAGACAGACUCCUCAAAGAACUGCAGAUGACCAAAGAAAAAGAGGCCAUGUUCAUGGAUCAAAGGGGUCUGCUGGACAUCAACAUGGAGCAGGUUGUUGCUGAGUGCAAGUCUCUGCGUGAUAAACUGGCUCGAGAUACACGGCUGAAAGACAAGCUUAUGCAAGCCCUGAAGAGGAAUGAACUGCAGCUUAAACAGGCCAGAGAUUCUCUUGCUAACACUCAACAGCAGCAUGAGAGGACCCAGGCUCAGAGAGAUACAGUUCCAGAUGGUGACUGCUUGUUGCAGAGAAGAAGUGAUCUGGAAAAGGAAGUGGAAAACCUAAAACGCAGUUUGAUUAGCAAGCAGUCUGUGGCAGGGCUGAAGGUCCAGCUGGUUCAAGAGUAUGUGGAGCAGGAACAGGCUUUGAUUAGAGAGUCCUAUCGCCGCAGAGAUGAACUUCAUCACCUUCAUCAUCUCAUACUUAUCAAAGCAGAAGAAAGAGAGCAGAAGAGCCGUGAGCUGCUCAAAGCACAACUAAAAUAUAAGUGUGUCAAGCAAGAUCUGCAGGGGAAAGGACUGGUUAUUCAAGAACACUUGAAACAGACUCAAGAGACCCAGUCAAGGCUAAGUGUGUUUGCUAAACUAUAUGAAGUCACCAAGGGCGAACGGAACAAAUACCUGGGCCUGAUCCACAUCUCAAACCAGAACCUGGCAGAGGCGCAAGAGAAGCUGGCCAAACUGGAAGAAAAUCUGAAGACGCUGCAAUCGAUUGCUUUCAACAAAGACAAGUUGCUGCAAAAGUCCCGUCUACAACAUUCUCACAGCUACAAGCUCAGAGACCGUAUGAAGAACGAGCUCUCAAGGGUGUUACAGGUUCUACAAGAAAUGCACCAGAAACGAGAGGAGCAGAAAUUAAGCCUCGGAAAGCUCACGGACACAAUCGACAUGCUGGAGCAAAAAAAGCUGCAUAUGUGCAAGUGCUAUGAGGUUGCCACACAAGAACGCAACCAGCGAGCCGUGCAGCUUGUAAAAAAAGAGCAGGAAUUGUGUAUUUUCUACGAGAAGCUAAAUGUGCUGGUGAAAAUGAUCGAAAACAGCAACCUGAAGAUACAGAACAUGGAGGAUAAUAUCAGCAACCUGAAAAUUGAACAAAAAGAGCAAGAAAGACAGAACAACCUUUUCAGGAAACAGCUGUCCAGCAAACGGUCUCUGGAGGAAGAAAGCGUCUUAUUACAAAUACAGCUGUCUGAGACCAAAGACAAACUGACAGAGCUAGAAAAGACUGUUGUGAACCAUACAAGAGCAAGAAAACUGAGUGGAGAAGAUCCAUCUCCAGAGGAGCUCAUCAAGAAGAUUGAACAGUUAGAGGGGCAUCUGGCAGAUAAGGAGGCUCAGCUCUUGGAAAUGGAGCUUGUGUAUGAGCAGGUUGCACGCCUUUCCCAGCGCAUCCAAAUCAAAGCUGAGAAUGGUAAAGAAGACACAAUAAAUCUGGCUAAGAAAGUGAACGAGCUGCAGGCUCAGAUCAGAGAGCGCACUCGUAAAAUGAUGGCGGUGGUGGCGGAGCUUUCCAUGCGACAGGCAGAGUGUAUGACCCUACAGCAGGAGAUGAAAGACAAGGAACUACAGCUGGACUUGUGUCAGAGGCGCGCAGAGCAGGGCCUGCCACCCUCAGACAGCAUAGAGAACGAGUGGCUGCGUUACCUUCGAGAUCAGCACAGACGCCAGGCAGACGCAGAGAAAAAAGCCAGGCUGGCUGAGGAAGACGAGUGGAACCAGCUUCCAAAUGGUGUUUACACCACGGCUGAGCUGCGACCCAAUGCUUACAUCCCCACUGACGAUCCUUUGCCAGUUCCCAAACACUACGGAGCCCUGACCCCCUUUAAACCCACCGAACCCGGUGCCAACAUUCGCCACAUACGCAAACCAAAAUACAAACCUAUUGAGAUCUAGACAGCCCAGUGAAGCUCCUUCUGGUGGCACGCUGGGAAUUCAGAGAGAUUCUUUAGAAGCCAGAGAUGCGCGGUGGGGGAAGAGACAGACAUAAUGCUAUGCCCUCUGGAGCCACGCACAGCUGAAUCAUACCGGGAAAUUAGAAAAUAUAUGGGAAUGUGGACUAGACAUGAUUUAAAUUUAAAAUAAAAACAACAAAACAUUUAAAAAUACUAAUGCCUGAAAGUCCUAUUUUGUGGGGUGU
Labeo rohita (rohu) is the source of this 3609-nucleotide messenger RNA. It is a transcript of the gene ccdc146, whose product is annotated as coiled-coil domain containing 146. Gene Ontology annotation, cellular component: cytoskeleton. The transcript is spliced from 22 exons. Lineage: Eukaryota; Metazoa; Chordata; Actinopteri; Cypriniformes; Cyprinidae. The record is from RefSeq and is a predicted model, not a curated record. Bases 459 to 3365 code for a protein of 968 amino acids.